Gossypium arboreum is the source of this 2257-nucleotide messenger RNA. RefSeq names its product cyclin-T1-5-like. Gene Ontology annotation, biological process: positive regulation of DNA-templated transcription, elongation; regulation of transcription by RNA polymerase II. Lineage: Eukaryota; Viridiplantae; Streptophyta; Magnoliopsida; Malvales; Malvaceae. The record is from RefSeq and is a predicted model, not a curated record. The coding region runs from base 246 to 2027 and encodes 593 amino acids. Gene Ontology annotation, molecular function: cyclin-dependent protein serine/threonine kinase activator activity. The transcript is spliced from 8 exons. Gene Ontology annotation, cellular component: cyclin/CDK positive transcription elongation factor complex; nucleus.
GUAGCGAAGCGCCACCCUCCGCCUCCAGGUUGAAGGUAUGAUGAAGGAGAUAGUGUCUCCAGGAUAUCAUUAGAAGAUAGCGGCUGUGAUCAAUUUGAUGAGCACAAAUUUACCUACUCGACACAAGCCAAUCACCGUAAGAAUAGUUCUAAAGGCUGGUUAUGAAGAAAUAAAGUCCUGCUCAUUUUAUAGGGAGUUGUCUUUUGUUGGAGGUGUCAUAGUGUUAGGAGAGAGAUAUAGCCAGAAUGUUACCUGGGGAUUCCUCGCAUCAUUCGACAUCUGAUAGUGGGCCUUCUAGAAAUUCUCAAGAUAAGCAAGAGGAAGUCCGUCGUUGGUAUUUUUCAAGAAAAGAAAUAGAAGAAAAUUCCCCAUCAAGAAUGGAUGGUAUUGAUUUGAAGAAAGAGACAUACUUGCGCAAGUCGUAUUGUACAUUUUUGCAGGAUUUGGGCAUGAGGCUGAAAGUGCCUCAGGUAACAAUAGCCACAGCAAUAAUCUUUUGUCACCGGUUCUUCAUUCGACAAUCACAUGUGAAAAAUGAUAGAAGGACCAUUGCUACUGUGUGUAUGUUCCUAGCUGGGAAAGUUGAAGAGACACCUCGUCCGUUAAAGGAUGUUAUUCUUGUUUCCUAUGAGAUAAUACACAAAAAAGAUCCUGCUGCAGCUCAGAGGAUCAAACAGAAGGAAGUGUAUGAACAACAAAAGGAGCUAAUUUUAAUUGGGGAGAGGGUUGUGCUUGCCACUUUGGGGUUUGACCUCAAUGUUCACCAUCCAUAUAAACCUCUUGUUGAGGCUAUAAAGAAAUUCAAGGUUGCUCAGAAUGCUCUUGCCCAAGUCGCAUGGAAUUUUGUUAACGACGGGUUGAGGACGUCGCUCUGCCUCCAAUUUAAGCCUCAUCAUAUUGCAGCUGGUGCUAUUUUCCUUGCUGCCAAGUUCCUCAAAGUAAAGCUUCCGUCAGAUGGUGAGAAGGUCUGGUGGCAAGAAUUUGACGUCACCCCACGCCAGUUGGAAGAGGUUAGCAAUCAAAUGCUGGAGCUUUAUGAGCAAAACCGAGUUCCCCCGUCUCAGGGUAGUGAAGUAGAAGGAGGUGGCGUCGGUGGUGAUACAUCUCAUCGAACACCGGCUAAACAUCCAUCGGGAAGUGAGGAAAAACAAGUAUCUUCACGGUCAGUGGCCGACCACUCAUCUGUUGACAAACAUGGUAUGUCAACAAGGACUGCCCAAAAUCAAAAUAGUGCUAAUGGUGAGAUUGGAGGUGUUAUUACUGAUCACAAGUUGGAUACUGAGACCAAGGAUGGUAAUCAACAUCAUGAGCUAUUACCGCAUAAGGAGCACAUGAGGGAAGUUUCAAAUAAAUCUAGGUCUGGAAUGGAGCGAACUGGGGGAGAAGACCUGGAAAGAACUGGUGGAAGAAAUGACACUGCAGAAACCGGUGAAUGGAGAGAUGAGGGAGCAUCACAUAAGGGUAGCGGUGUGGUUGGGCGAAACUUGGAUAUUCGGGAAGGACCUGUUGGCCAGUCACCAAAAGAAGCUAUUAAAAUAGACAAAAAUAAGUUGAAGGCCGCGCUUGAGAAAAGAAGGAAGUCGCGUGGGGAAACGAUGAAGAAAAAGGAUGUUAUGGACGAAGACGAUCUUAUCGAGAGGGAGCUAGAGGAUGGUGUUGAAUUGGCUGUGGAAGAUGAGAAAAUCAAGCGAGAACGACAGAACUGGUCUAGAAAUGAGAAUCAAGAUCAUAUUAAGGACCAUGGGGAAAUGGGAGAAGCGAACCACUACAUUACAAAAGGGCAAUCAUCUCAAGGAUUCGAAACCGAGGCUGCCGAAGAAGGAGAAAUGCUGGAUGAUGCUUCUCCAAAAGUAAACCCCCGAAAGCGAAAAGGUGGAAGCCCACCAGAGAGGCAAUCUGAAGGGAAGAAACAUCAUGAGUACACGUCAAGUUACAACCACGACAAUGUAGAAGAUGGGCCAAAAAGUGGUCGUAAUAGUUAUCCGGAUAAAGAAUAUCGAAGGCAUGCACAUGAGAAUCAUUUCUGAGGCAGUAUUAACAGUAAGUCCACGCAUUUUGAUUUAUUAAUGAGCGUAUGAUAUCGGAAAACUGGUUUCUGACUGAUUUUCGAACCUCGCUUUCCAUGUACUAAAAAUUAAAUUCUAAUUUUGAUUGCCUACACUGGCUUUUAUAUCUUGACUGUAACAGAAUGUUCGGAACGAGGAUGCUUAGGCUUGAAGAAGAGAAAGUAAAAGAGGCAAUUAAUUUAUUUACUUCA